This is a messenger RNA of Homarus americanus (American lobster), 1197 nucleotides long. RefSeq lists its product as uncharacterized. The coding region runs from base 1 to 1071 and encodes 356 amino acids. Lineage: Eukaryota; Metazoa; Arthropoda; Malacostraca; Decapoda; Nephropidae. The transcript has 7 exons. The record is from RefSeq and is a predicted model, not a curated record.
AUGAGGUGCUCACAUCCCGUCAAUGACCUCCAAUCAAGUGUGGAACUGAUUAGGGUGCAGAUUGGAGAUGAACAGCAGGAAAAACUAGUGAUGGAAAAUGAGCUGGAAUCCCUCAACAAAAGACUGGAAGAAGUACAGCAAAGCUAUCUUGAUAAGCUGGACAAGAUCAAGGCUCAAUAUGGUGACCGAUUGAUGGAUGCCACAAACUUGGAACGCAAGAAGAAAUUAAGUGAGUUAAAGUUCCGGAUAAAAAAUAUGGAAAUGGACCAACGAACACAAGCACUUAAAGAAUGGAUGAGCUUCAAGGAGGUGGUAGUUAUGUUCGCUGAGCAACAAGUAAAAUAUCGUGCAGAACAUAAAAAGGAGCAGCAGCUUAAUACUGCCAUCCAAACAUAUAACAAGACCAUCAAACAUGUGGAAGCUGAUUGUACCCAAAAACGGCAAUCAAAAAGAGGUGAAAAUGUACUCUGCUGGUCUUUACCAAGUACAACUAUUCAGGAUCAGAUGAUAAGUGGUACCAGCAAAUUUAGUCAACUUAGUGUGCAACAGAACUUCACUUCAAGUAAAAUAUUAGAUAAUCAAUGGCAAACUGCACAACACUGCCCCGAUGCAAUUAUGGCAGUCACUCGAGGACAAGACUUGCAGCAGUCCCAUACCUCAGUCACAGCAAACAUUCGAGGACAGGAAAAAGCCCAGCAGCUUACCUCAGUUAAACCAGAUAGCCAUAGUCAGGACACACAGCAGCUUCUUGCUCCUCUCACAGCAGAUAGAGAGAGGCAGGACACUGAUAUCAUAGAAGACUACCAGAGGAAUGAUAUUCAACAAUGUCCUAUUCCGGUCACGAAAGACUUUCAAAGGUUGCACAAAAAGCAGUGCUCCUCCCCAACCUUAACACACGAUCAGAAGAUGGACACAGUUUUGGGCUUCACUCCAAAAACAAGAAAUGACCAGAGGGAGGUUAUACAGCAGAGUCUCACAUCAGACAUACAAGGUCAACAGAUGAGAGGUACACUACAACCAAGGCAGAUGUUCAGCAGCAGUCUUUCACGUCUUAAACUAAAGAUGAAAUGAAGAGGAAAGGCAUAAGCACACUAAAACCUGGUCCUCUUGAGACAACAAGGCUGCAUGUUGAGAGGGCUUGCCGACCCAAUGUGUCCACUUUGGUGCCUAGCCUUAGCACUCAAUACCAGCAAGUAU